AUUUUAAAUGAGUUCAAGCACAAGAACUAGGUAUUUAUAUAUUAUUUAUGUAAAUAUAGAGCCAAUAGCUAACAGAGCUAGAUAUCCAAAAAAAGCAUUCGGAAAUACAGUUCUGAUUACUAUGACUCAGAUGUAUCGGACUCCGAACCAAUGAUUAAGAAGAGAAUUGUAAAAAUAUGGACACCUGAAGAAGAUGAGAUGCUGUAAGACUUUUAUGAAAAAUUUAAUGGAAAUUGGACACAAGUAGCCUAAGCAAUACCUGGAAGAAAUUAAUCACAGUGUUCAUAAAGAUGGAAAAGAAUAAAUCCAAAUAGAGUAUAAUAGGAAUUAUUAUAAGCUUAAAAUGAGAAAGCAAUGGACAGAAGAGGAAGAUAGACAGGUGCUACGUUUGAUUUAAAAGUUUGGAAAAAAUUGGAAGAGAAUUGAAAACGAGAUGACUGGGAGAAGUGGGAAAUAGAUAAGAGAAAGAUUUAUCAAUAAGUUAGAUAAAACCAUUAAUCAUGAUCCAUAUGAUGAGAGGGAAGAUGAAGAAAUCUAUAAGUUGUAUAUAAGUUUGGGUCCAAGAUGGAGUGAAAUAUCUAAGAACUUAGUUGGAAGACCUGUAAUCUUUUCAUCAAAUAAUAAAGGAAAACUCGGUUAAGAAUCGAUUUUACUCUCAUAUAAAGAAGCACUAUAAUAUUUAAACUAAGGAAUCCGAUUCGGAUGGUAAGGAGAUUACUCCUCAAUAGCAAUAUACAAAGUGUGAUUUCAGAGGAAAAGAUUAUUUAAUAGAAUAAAUAUAAAAUGAAGAUAAAAAACUAGAUACAAUACAGAGUCAGUUUGAGCAAGAAAACUCAAUAAACAACUUAUAAUAACAUAACCAUUAUAUGUAAACCUCAUUUAAUGGACUUGGCAAAGCAGGUAUGUGAUAAUAAAAUAAAUUGCAUAGAUUCUCUAAAUUCUAAUGGAGACUUCUUGUAAUUUGGGCAUUAAAUGAGUUUAGAACAAAAACAUCUCUAUGGGACAGAUAUCAAUCAAUAAGGAUCCAAUAUAUUUCAAGAUGUAUAACUUCCUUAUCAUGAUUUACUUGAUGAUCAAUUAGAGCAAUAAUCAUUAUCAAAGAAAGCAUCUUUAUUUUUGAGAACAGACAGCGAUAUUGGUAAUUUAGACCUAUAAUUACAAUAUUAAUUAAGUAAAAUGAGUAUGGAAUAAGAAUGA
Molecule: messenger RNA, 1197 nt
Organism: Paramecium octaurelia
Lineage: Eukaryota; Ciliophora; Oligohymenophorea; Peniculida; Parameciidae
Source: the annotation of a GenBank genome assembly